AUGCAGAGCUUCCUCUUGAAGAGAAUUCCUGGCACUAUUGAUUACAAUAACAAUAAGCUGAGUGGCCAGCUUGAUCAGAUUGUUGAAAAGAGAAGGAAAGAAUGUGACAGAGGCCAAGGACUUCCUGCCCAAGGUAUUAAUUGUUCUUGUUCUACAAAUGGAGUUAUAUCAGACGAUCCAACGAACUUCCCAGAGCCAGAGAGGUUUGAUCGAAAUUGCAAAGAUGAGAAACGAAGGCAUCCUCAUGCUUUUUUACCCUUUGGCAUCGGACCUCGAGCAUGCAUCGGCCAGAAAUUUGCCCUCCAAGAGCUAAAGCUCUCACUGAUUCACUUAUACCGGAGAUAUGUUUUCCGGCACUCUCCUAACAUGGAGAAACCUCUGCAACUUGACUAUGACUUUAUUCUCAGUUUCAAGCAUGAUGUCAAGCUUAGAGUCAUAAAGCGGACAUGA
Molecule: messenger RNA, 450 nt
Organism: Prunus armeniaca (apricot)
Lineage: Eukaryota; Viridiplantae; Streptophyta; Magnoliopsida; Rosales; Rosaceae
Source: the annotation of a GenBank genome assembly